CAAAAUUUCUUUUGCUCUCGUCUCGUAUAAUUUUUAUGUUCUCUAUUCUCGGGCUGCUGAAAAACGCAUGCGCUGGCAGCAACAACAACGACAACAAAAGCUCGAAAAGUGUAUUUCAUUCAAUAGGAAAACCUCAGACGACGGUGGUGGAAAAACCAGGCAAGGCGAACGCAAAACGGAAGCGACGAGCACUGCGCAAACUGCGCAAACCACGAGCCAGCAAACAAACAAAAAAAAAAAAGGAAGAAAAAAAGCAACGACAACAACGACAACAACGACAACAAGAACAAGGGUGAAAGGGUGUGCAUGUUUUGUUGUUGGGCCAAAACUCACCACCGGGGCGCGAAAAGAGGGUGGAGUUGCCCUCAGUGAGUGAGCGCGUGUGCUUGUGCCUGUCAUUGUGUUUGUGUGUGCUUGUGUAUGUGCGCGCAGCCGCCAGCCCCCGUGAAUUUGCUUGGUGAAAUUUUGCUGGCGGCCCGGUUUUGCGGCCCAGCAGUUGCCCAGUCGCCCAGUUGCCUGUCGCCAGUCGCUAGUCGCAUUUCGAGCUGUGCUGCUCAAGCGCCUGCCGCCACACCACACACAAAAAGUUAAGAGCAACUAGCAACAAAACAGCAACACCAACACCAAUAGCAACACCAACAGCAAUAACAACAACAACAAAUACGCGUCUUCUACAACAUUCCCACGAUAUCCCCUCCCGCAGCCGGAAACUGGGCAGGGCGCUGUUUUUCAAAAUUCUUAAACGUGUGUCGCGUGUGAAAUUUGUGUGUGUGUCUCUUGUUUUGAGAAAGAAUAAGUUAAGAAAAAAAAAGCAGCUGUAAGAAACAAGUGAAUUCUUCUGCAUUACCAUCAACCACCAGCACCACCACCACCACCACCACCACAAACAGCAACAACAACAACAACACCAGCACAGCCAAUUCAUCAACCAACUCAGUUCAGUUCAGUUCAGCUCAGCUCAGCGCCAGGCAGCAUCCAGCGACGAUUCCAACCUCACUUUUGUGCCGCAGAACUUAGCAGCUCUUCAGCUUUUGUCGCCUCUUCCACAUAAGCACAAGAAACACACAUCCAUAAGGACAACUAGUAGGAUACACAUGCGGACAGGACUCUUCCUGUUUGGCUCCAUCUACGGGAACCUACUUUCCAAUUGCUAAGCAACUAAAGUCGACAGCAACACGAAAAUGGAAGAAUGCUUAACGGCGGCAGCAGCACGAACAUUUUCAGCGAAAUUCUGUGAAAUUUGAAUUGCAUAUAUAAAUAUAUAUAUGUUAACCAGUACAAUAAUUAGCUAAAGGAGCCAAUUAGCUGCGUUGUGUUCCAAGUAAACAACAGAAAACUUCCCUCAAAAAAUAUAAAAAAAAACUUACACAGAAAAAGGCAAAUAGCGAAAAGCGAAGCGAAACUUGAACAAUAAAAACACAUUAAUUUUAGCUGAAGAACAAAUUGAAAAGCGCACAUUGCAAAUGAAUUGAACUGCUUCCUAACUUAUAAUAUAUAUUAACAAAAAGAAACAAACAAUAACAAGAACCACACGUAACGGCAGCAGCAGCAGCAACAACAACGCAACGAACAUGUCACACGCCGUCGCCAACAAAACAGAAACGGAAAACUGCAUCAGCAGCAGCAGCAGCAACAACAACAGCAAUAGCCUCAAACAGACGCCACAGCCCGCACAGCAGCAACCGCACAGCAGCAGCAGCAGCAGCAACAGCAACAGCAACAGCAAUAGCAGCAACUGCCUCAAGAAUAGCAACAACAACAGCGAUGCAGCGUUCUCAUUGCUGAACGGCACCCACUCGUCGCAUCAGCCGCGCAGCAAUGGACUCACUGCUGCGGCGCACGCAGCUGUCAGCUAUGCGAGCGCCGGCAGUGGAAGUGGUGCGGGCAGUGCCGGCAGCGGAAGUGGUGCGGCCGCAGUUGGCCACAAUGCGGCGCUGCUCGGCGGCGCGCCGGCCACAGCGUUGCCCAGCAAUGGCGGCCUGCAGUCACCGUACGAGAGCUACAGAGUCGAUGAUACCAGUUAUGUGCCCAUCGGACAGUUCUAUGCUGGACGGAGUGUAUUCAUUACGGGCGGGACCGGUUUUAUGGGCAAGGUGCUCGUUGAGAAACUGUUACGUUCAUGUCCGGACAUAAGAAACAUAUAUCUGCUGAUACGACCGAAACGCGGCCAGGAAGUUUCGGCGCGCCUCACGGAACUCCUAAAUGCGCCGCUUUUCGAAUCACUGCGUCGCGAGAAGCCGAAGGAAUUAAGCAAAGUCAUACCCAUAUCCGGCGAUAUAACAUCCGAGGAGCUGGGCAUCUCAGAGAGCGACCAGACCCUACUUUGUCGCAACGUUUCCGUUGUAUUUCAUUCAGCUGCCACUGUGAAAUUCGAUGAGAAGCUCAAAUUGUCAGUCACAAUCAAUAUGCUGGGCACUAAACGUUUGGUCGAACUCUGUCAUCGCAUGAUGUCCCUAGACGCACUUAUUCAUGUAUCCACUGCCUAUUGCAAUUGCGAUAGAACCGACGUAUCAGAGGUUAUAUAUGCACCACCCUAUAAUCCCGAUGAUAUCAUCUCAUUAAUCAACUGGCUUCCGGAGGAUAUACUUGAUCAGCUGACACCGCGCCUCAUUGGCAAGCGCCCAAAUACGUAUACAUUUACAAAAGCCUUAGCGGAGCAUAUGUUACUUAAAGAGGCUGGAAAUCUGCCCGUUGCCAUUGUGAGGCCCUCAAUCGUGACUGCCAGCCUGAAUGAACCCUUUGCCGGUUGGGUGGAUAACUUCAAUGGGCCAACGGGUCUAGUCUCGGCGCUGGCCAAGGGCCUCUUCCGCACAAUGAUGUGCGAAAAGAACUAUGUGGCCGAUAUGGUACCUGUUGAUAUUGUGAUUAAUUUAAUGAUUGCCGCUGCCUGGCGCACAGCGACGCGUAAAUCCAAUAAUUUACUCAUAUACAAUUGUUGUACCGGUCAACGUAAUCCCAUCAUAUGGUCUGAGUUUGUCAAAUAUGCCAUGUCCAGUGUGCGCAAACAUCCCUUGGAGGGUUGUCUGUGGUAUCCAACUGGUGACCUGCGCAUGAAUCGUCCCAUGAACACGCUGAAUUGUAUAUUAAAACAUUUUCUACCAGCCCACAUACUGGAUGCAGUGGCGCGCAUAAUGGGCAAGAAGCCAUUUGUUGUCAACGUACAAAACAAAAUUGCCAAAGCUGUAGAAUGCUUAGAAUAUUUUGCCACGCGUCAAUGGCGUUUUAAGGACGAUAAUGUGAAUGGUCUGCUGCAUACGCUCAGUCCCAAGGAUCGUGAGAUUUUUGUCUUUGAUGUGCGCAACAUUAACUGGGAUAAAUACGUGGAGCGUUAUGUAUUGGGCUUCAGGGAAUUUUUGUUCAAACAGCGGCCCGAAUCGCUGCCCGCCAGCAGAAAGCGUAUGGUCAGAUUGUACUAUCUGCAUCAGCUAAUAAAAGUGGUCGCCGUGCUGCUCAUCUGGCGCUUUCUGAUGUCACGUUCGAAGCGAUUGAACGAUUUGUGGAGCGCAUUUCUGGAAAACGUGCUUAAAAUCGCGCGUUUAAUACCAUUUUUGUAAUAAUCCGGCACUACUGAUGGCCGGAGACAACAACAACAACAACAACAACAACAGCAUAAAUCUUGUCUGGUGAUGUUCUUCUUUGCAAUUUCUAAAUGCCUUAAACAUGGCGUACAUUUUAGAGGUUUUUAGCAAAUAAUUAUAAUCAUAUUUUUAUAUAUGUUAAACGAGUAAACGAAAACCAACCACAAACAAUGCAUCGGGUUAAUAAAAUGGCAUUUGCGCGCAACCAAAAAAACAACAAAAAA
Messenger RNA from Drosophila virilis, 3802 nucleotides. Its product is annotated as putative fatty acyl-CoA reductase CG5065. Gene Ontology annotation, molecular function: alcohol-forming very long-chain fatty acyl-CoA reductase (NADP+) activity. Gene Ontology annotation, cellular component: peroxisome. Gene Ontology annotation, biological process: long-chain fatty-acyl-CoA metabolic process. NCBI's taxonomy places the organism in Eukaryota, Metazoa, Arthropoda, Insecta, Diptera, Drosophilidae. The record is from RefSeq and is a predicted model, not a curated record.